AGUAGGGUACAUUACGGUUGAGAGUACAUUAAGGUCAAUCACGUUCUAAUAAGUACAAAAUCAAUUGAUCGUUCAAAAUGUGGUUUUACUUCUGUAUUAUUGCUGCUUCUGCAGUUACCACACCAGCAGUCGCCUUACCAAGCAACUUACGGGAUUAUACCCUUGCAAGAAGUAUGAACUCCGGCAUGCCGUCGUGGCUCAGUAAUCUUGAAUCGAUCGCAGCGGGUUUUCGUGACCUACAUCUUCAGGUGGCACCAGAAACGGCUAAGGAGAACGACAGUGAAGACUCUUUCUGGACAAAUCGCACUGCAGCUGCUGAGUUGAAAAAGCAGCAGGUUGCAGAGCUUGAGGACCAAGAAAGAAGUAUAACGACCACCUCCAUGCCUGACAAAAGCGCAGUAGAGCUGCGUGAUGCACAGUACGGAAAUGGCAGCGUGAUAUUGGGAGCCGGCGAAUUCUUGACGCCCAAUGUUAGCUACUACUCUCCAUCGCGAGCUUACCGAUUGAUUCUGCAAACCGACCAGAAUUUAGUUUUGUACCGGGAAUGCGACGGCCGGGCGGUGUGGGCCUCGGAGACCGUUGGACUGCCUCCGCUCCGCGCCGUACUGGGCAGCGAUGGCCAUUUCACCGUCGGAUCAUGGGGGAACGGUGGCAGCAUCGAGACGUCCUACUGGUCCACCGAAACCUGGGGAUACGGCGAAUCGAGACUGCUGCUGUCGGAUCAAGGUUAUUUCUAUUUGUGCAACGAUAAAGGAUGCUAUUGGCGAUCGUCUCGAUCUUCCGGCACUCAGGGCUGGCAGUGUGGUGGUCGGGUCAAUCUUGCUCCAGCAGAAACGUACAAUUAUCUAGUGGUAGUUAGAAUGGUAGACUAUAUGGAUCUGGAUAUGUUGUUCUAUUCUUCGAACGGCAAAUUCACGUUGGGACCAUCCCGUUUUAACAGGCAGCAAUUAAUGGUGGUGCGCCGGCAAGACAAUCGAAUCGGUUUCAAGGCAGCGACACAGGAGCGGAUUAACAGCGUCCGACUGCAGGAGGACGGGAAUUUGGUAGCGUACAGCAUCGGUAAUCGCGCUCUGUGGUCCUCCAUAACAAAUGCUCCGAACUACGACAAUCCCGAACUGCGGCUUUACGACGACGGAUUCCUUUACCUGUGUGACUCCCGCGGAUGUUAUUGGCAGUCAAGCGGGUUUCUUGAUCAACCUUAAUCUAUCAUACAGUAUGACAGGGGAACGGUAUUGGCUCUUUUUCUAUGAAGUAAGCUACUGUGUAGCGCAGUAAAUAUGCUAAUAACUGUCUUAGAAAACGCUUCCUGUUAUCAUGUUUUUUUAUGCACGGAUAUUAUGCGCAGCGCUGACUACAGGCAUUAUGAUAAUUAUGUAUGCAUUACAAGCAGUACGUAUUACACUUUAUGAAUAUUCUGUUUCCGCGUUUUUUUCUUACCAUUGACAGUCAGUCAGGCAGUUAUUAAAGGCUUUUGUUCCG
Molecule: messenger RNA, 1479 nt
Organism: Paramacrobiotus metropolitanus
Lineage: Eukaryota; Metazoa; Tardigrada; Eutardigrada; Parachela; Macrobiotidae
Exons: 6
Coding region: 78-1202 (374 amino acids)
Source: RefSeq, a predicted model, not a curated record